Molecule: messenger RNA, 1491 nt
Organism: Mollisia scopiformis
Lineage: Eukaryota; Fungi; Ascomycota; Leotiomycetes; Helotiales; Mollisiaceae
Product: MFS general substrate transporter
Exons: 2
Coding region: 1-1491 (496 amino acids)
Biological process (GO): transmembrane transport
Cellular component (GO): membrane
Molecular function (GO): transmembrane transporter activity
Source: RefSeq, a predicted model, not a curated record
AUGGAGGAUGUUGUCGAUAGGGAUAAAGACAUUGCGAUCGCGGUGGUGGGGGAGCAUGGGCAUGCUGUCGACCCCGCGGUGGAAAGGAGAGUCGUGAGGAAGAUUGAUAUGUUCUUGAUUCCCGCGAUGAUUGUUGGGUAUGGGUUGGUGUAUUAUGAUAAAGCAAUCCUAGGUUCCGCAGUCCUCUUCGGAAUGACCACCGACCUCCAGCUCUCCCAAGUCGAUAACUCCACCCACCCUCCCACGACAAACACAUCUCGCCUCAGCUGGGCAACCUCAAUGUUCUACUUCGGCAUGCUCGCCGGCCUCUACCCCAUGACCUUCGCCCUCCAACGCUUCAACAUGGGCCGCAUCCUCGGCGUCGUCGUCUGCCUCUGGUCCCUGAUCUGCAUGCUCACAGCAGCAGUGACAAGUUGGCGGGGCCUCUACGCCCAACGAUUCUUCCUCGGCUUUGUCGAGAGCAUCAUACCCACCGGCUUCAUGUGCAUCGUCAGCUCGUUCUAUACGCAACGGGAACAGGCGUUGCGGCAGAGCUGGUGGUUCUCGUCGACGGGACUGUUUACCAUUAUUGGCGGGGCGCUGAAUUAUGGGUUUGGGCAAAUUAAGGGAGGGAGUCUCAAGAGAUGGCAGUAUAUAUAUUUGCUUGCUGGGUCCAUCACGUUUUUCUUUGGACUGGCUUGCUUUUUCGUCCCUAACUCUCCGGUCUCGGCUUGGUUCUUGAAGAAAGAUGAGCGGGUUGUAGCUACGGAGCGUCUCAGAUAUGGGCAGACUGGUGUGCGAUGUACGAAGUUCAAGUGGUGCCAAGUCAAAGAAUCGUUCUUGGACGUCAAAGUCUGGCUAGUGGCCUUGAUGAUGGCUUCAGCUUAUACCAUCAAUGGUGCUAUCAGUGGUUUUGGUCCCCUGAUUGUUAGUACGUUUGGCUGGUCAACUCUGGAUUCGAUCUUGUUUCAAUUUCCACUUGGGGGGAUAUGCUUUAUCAUGAUCCUUCUUACUGGCUAUCUAUCUUCACGUAUAUCGAACAUCAGGAUCAUCUUGCUUGUCUUGUGCUGUCUUCCAGUCAUUGCUGGCUGUACUUUAAUCUGGAAAAGCACUUGGUCGCACCGAGCUGCGGCCCCGGUCGUUGGGUACUCGAUUACUGGAUUUUUCGGCGCAGUGGUAUCUCUUAUCAUCUCGAUUGGGAUGUCGAAUGUCGCAGGGCAGACAAAGAAGUGUUUCAUGGCUGCGACGAUCUUCGUGGCGUAUUGUGUGGGAAAUAUCGUUGGUCCGCAGUUGAUCAAGUCACAAACCAAGUCCAGACAUUAUCCCGAGCUUUGGCUUGGUUUGAUCAUUUGCUAUUGCAUCACCAUUGUCUCUUCACUUGCACUGUAUUUUGUGCUGGCGAGGGAGAACAAGUUGCGUGCUGCGUUCGAGCAAAAUGAUGUAGACAGGGACAAGAUGGCUUUCCUAGAUCUGACGGACAAGGAGAAUCCGUACUUCAUGUACAUGCUAUGA